Sciurus carolinensis (gray squirrel) is the source of this 3429-nucleotide messenger RNA. It is a transcript of the gene Il4r, whose product is annotated as interleukin 4 receptor. Lineage: Eukaryota; Metazoa; Chordata; Mammalia; Rodentia; Sciuridae. The transcript is spliced from 10 exons. The record is from RefSeq and is a predicted model, not a curated record. Gene Ontology annotation, cellular component: external side of plasma membrane; membrane. The coding region runs from base 156 to 2582 and encodes 808 amino acids. Gene Ontology annotation, biological process: production of molecular mediator involved in inflammatory response; cytokine-mediated signaling pathway. Gene Ontology annotation, molecular function: cytokine receptor activity; protein binding.
CGGGGCGGGCGCAGGAAGCUGGGGCGGGCGGGUCCCCAGCCUAGGAAAGCCCCGCGCAGCACGGGCCAGGGCAGGCAGCCCAGUGUCGCCUCUUCCCGCUCGGGCGCCGGAACAGCGAAUGGCGCAGGGGCGCGCAGGCGUCCUGACAUCUCCCCAUGGGGUGGCUUUGCUCCCACCCCCUGCUCCCCGUGAGCUGCCUGAUCCUGGUGUGGGUGGCAGGCGCUGGGAGCAUGAAGGUCCUGCAUGAGCCCACCUGCUUCUCGGAUUACCUCAGCGUCUCCACCUGCGAGUGGCAGCUGGACGGUCCCCUCAACUGCAGCGCCGAGCUCCACCUGUCCUACGGGAGGGAUCCUGAAUUGUCCGAAAACCACACGUGCAUCCCCGAGAACAGUGCGGCCACGACGUGCCUGUGCUCCAUGCUCACCGACCACAUCGUCAAAGCCGACAUCUACCAGUUGGACCUGUGGGCGGGGAGCCGGUGGCUCUGGCACGGCCUCUUCAAGCCCAGCGACCACGUGAAACCCAGGGCGCCGGAGAACCUCACGGUUCACACCAGUGACCACGGCUGGAGGCUGCUGACGUGGAGCAACCCGUACCCUCCGGACAGCUACCUGCACACGGAGCUCACCUACCUGGUCAACAUUUCAAGUGAAGACGACCCCACGGAUUUUGUGGUCUACAACGUGACCUACCUGGAAUCCUCCCUCCGCCUGGCGGCCAGCACCCUGAGGUCCGGGGUCUCCUACGAGGCGCGGGUGAGAGCGUGGACCCACAAGUACAGCGGCACCUGGAGCGAGUGGAGCCCCAGCACCCGGUGGCACAACUACUAUAAGCUGCCCUUGGAGCAUCACCUGGGGCUGGGCGUCAGCAUCUCCUGCGUGGUCAUUGUGGCCAUCUGCCUGUCCUGCUACUUCAGCAUCACCAAGAUCAAGAAAGAGUGGUGGGACCAGGUCCCCAACCCCGCCCACAGUCCCCUCAUGGCCAUCGUCAUCCAGGACUCUCAGGUGUCGCUGUGGGAGCGGCGGACCAGAGCCCAGGAGCCCGCCAAGUGCCCACACUGGAAGACGUGCCUGGCCAAGCUCCUGCCCUGUGUGCUGGAGCACAGCGUGAAGAGAGGCGAGGAGCCCGCCAAGGCUGCGGGAGGCGGGCCUCUGCAGGGCCCUGGGAGGCCAGCCUGGUGCCCCGUGGAGGUCAGCAAGAUGGUCCUCCGGCCGGAGAGCAUCCGCGUGGCGCGGUGUGUGGAGCUGUUUGAGGUCCCCGUGGAGAGCGAGGCGGCGGUGGAGGAGGAUAAAGCCCACUGCGCGCCUCCCGCGGGCAGCGGGGGCUUCCAGGAGGGCCGCGAGGGCAUCAUGGCCAGGCUGACCGAGAACCUGUUUCUGGACCUUCUGGGAGCUGAGGACGGCGGCUCCCACCAGCAGGGCCUGGGGGACUGGCGCCUUCUCCCGCCUUCAGGAGGUGGGAGCCACCCGGCGUCCUGGGCCUGGCUCCCCGUGGGGCCCGAGGGGGCAGCGUCGGAAGACAAGGAGCCGCCCCUCCACCCAGAGCCAGCUCCUCUGGCCAGCACCGCGCAGGGCCUGGCGGGCCCCGGCUGCUCCGAGGGGCCGCUGACCAUCGCGGACAACCCCGCCUACCGCAGCCUCGGCAGCCUCCAGAGCCAGCCUCCAGGUGCCGGAGGGCUGGACCCGGACCCACGGCUGGAUGGCCGCCUGGACCCCCAGGGGCCCUGUGUCCCCCAGGCUUCAGAGCCUCCCGCCCAGCUCCAGCCCGAGCCAGAAACCUGGGAGCAGAUCCUCCGGCAGAGCGUCCUCCAGCACGGGGCGGCCUCCGUCCCCGCCGCCGCCCCCGCCAGCGGCUACCGGGAGUUCUCGCCGGCGGCCCAGCAGGGCGGCGCCCGGGACGGCGGGGUGGCCGGGUACAAGGCCUUCUCCAGCCUGCUGGCCGCCAGCGCCCUCUGCACAGGGACAGCAGGACUUGGGGCUGGCGGUGGGGACGGGGGCUACAAGCCCUUCCAGAGCCUCAUUUCCGGCCUCCCAGGGGACCCGGCCCCACCUCCCGGGCCCCUGUUCACCUUUGGGCUGGACGCGGAGCCACCCCGCAGCCCCCCAGACUCAGUCCUCCCGAGCACCCCCUCGGGGCACCUCGGUCUCCAGCCGGCGGUCAAGGGAGAGGACGGGCGGAAGCCCCCGCUGCCCCCACAGCAGGACACGGACGCCCUCAGGGAUGACCUGGGCAGCGGCAUUGUCUACUCGGCCCUCACCUGCCACCUGUGUGGCCACCUGAGGCAGCGUCACAGCCAGGAGCGGGGUGGCCAGGCCCAGGCGGUGGUCAGCCCCUGCUGCGGCUGCCAUUGUGGAGACAGGUCCUCACCCCCGGGGAGCCCCGGGGGGGCCUGGAACCCCGGGCCAGGUGGGCUUCCCCUGGAGGCCAGCCUUGCUCCUGCAGCCCGGGGACCCCCGGGUGCCUCGGACGAGAGCAAGUCCUCCCUGUCCUUCCAGCCUCCACGCCCAGCCUCCUGCAGUGCGCAGAGCCCGGGCCAGGCCCCCAGAGUGCUGGGGCUGGUCUCCACGGGGCCCUCACCCUGAGGCGUCCCGGGCACCUGCCCUCCUGACGCCGAGGCCUGCGGGUGGCCCUGGCCUGCCCAGCCUGGGAGGCCGCCCGGCCGGCACACUUCCCAGAGCCUCGGAGAGCUGGGCGCGUGAAGGUCUGAAGGUGGCCCCCGGGGGCUGCUGAGGCCGGACACUCCCCGAGCUGGGCAGGCUCCCCACCUGCAGGGACGGGAGGCUCUGGACAGCUGUCCCCGCAGCCCUGGCAGGGUCGGUGAGGCCCUAGGUGCUGGGCUUCUGGACCAGUGCCCACUGGUCCCCAGCGUCCCCAGCAGCAGGCCCGCUCCGGCCGGCCCAAGCCCAUCUUGUCCACCAACCCUCUGCUGCCCGGGUCACUGAACUGGAAGCCGAGCCCGGAGCCAGCACCACCGUGGGAACGGCUUGGGAGGCCUGGGAAUGGGCGGGAAAUGGGGCUUUGGGCGGGCGGUCACCAGCCCCUGGACGCCCCUGCUUGGGUGGACGUGGAGGCCGAGUCCUGCUGUAGCAGCUGCGUCAGGGCAAGCAGCACCAGGCAGGCCAGGGGACGCUGUCACCUGGGGUGACCUUUGCCACCAGCCGCCGCGCACAGCAGUGAGCCGGGCCGGGCAGCAUGCGGAAGGACAAGCCGGGCUGCCCAGCAACUGGCCCCCGGCCACAGAGACACCUGAGGGCUGGCGCCCAGAUCUGCCCCGCGACCGGUGGACACAGGACAGAGGCCCCGUGCACGCGGGCGGGGCAGGGCUGAUCUGCGCCCUUCUCCAAGGCCGCCUGCCCCCUGCGCUGCUGGCUGGACACCUGGCCACAGGACUGGGCGGGUCUGUGUAAAUAAAGCCAUUCGCCUCCCUGG